This is a messenger RNA of Teleopsis dalmanni, 2869 nucleotides long. Its product is annotated as Na(+)/H(+) exchange regulatory cofactor NHE-RF1-like. Gene Ontology annotation, biological process: protein localization to plasma membrane. The coding region runs from base 165 to 977 and encodes 270 amino acids. Gene Ontology annotation, molecular function: protein-membrane adaptor activity; protein binding. NCBI's taxonomy places the organism in Eukaryota, Metazoa, Arthropoda, Insecta, Diptera, Diopsidae. The transcript has 2 exons. The record is from RefSeq and is a predicted model, not a curated record. Gene Ontology annotation, cellular component: apical plasma membrane.
CAAUGGUAGAGUUGUGUGCGGAUGUGCUAUGUGGAAAUACACUCAUUUUGUAUUUGACUUGGACUUGACAAGUGUAGUGAUAUUUGAUUGCGCCCGAGUUGCGAUUUUUAUUCUGUAAAUAUUAAGAAGUUUUCUGUAAGUUUAAAAUUAAUAAUUUGGCUAAAAUGUCUGAAGAUCAAAUGCAUUAUAUUCCUGAGUCAACAUCAGUAAGCAAAAGAAAAAUGUGCCAUAUAGUGAAACGUGAUGAUUUUGAUGGUUAUGGAUUUAAUUUACAUUCUGAAAAAAUUAAACCUGGUCAAUAUAUUGGUAAAGUUGAUAAAAAUUCACCCGCAGAAUCGGCUGGGCUACGAGAAGGCGAUCAAAUAAUUGAAGUUAAUGGCGUUACUAUUGGUAACGAAAGUCAUAAGCAGGUAGUGCAACGCAUUAAAUCUAUCGCAAAUGAGGUGCGACUUUUGCUUUUGGAUGUAGACCGAAAUAACUUAACAAAACACCAUCCUAUUCCAUUUUCUUCAAUUUCAAAUGAUAGCGAAUCUGUUGAUAUAAAAAUCAACAACAAUGAAAAUAUUUUUGACGAUGCUCUACAGUUCAACUCUGGGAGCAAUCCAAACAUUAAUAGUAAAAGCAGCAUCAUAGACCGAACUGCUCAAAACGAAUGCGAAAAUUCUUCAAAUAAUGUAUAUAGUGACGAUCAUGAUGACUAUAAGGCUGGUGAAGCGAUACCUUACAGUGCUAAUAAUUUUGUCAAUGAAAAGACUGUAUCAGAUCGUGACCAUCAACUCAAUAUUGCACAAGAGCGUAACAGAAAGUGUACCUUAACUGAAGGCGGCAAUAGUAACACCACUUCCAAUUCUGCCAAUUUGGAGCUUCCAAUGACUGCAGCUGAAAUGCGUGCAAAACUUUUUGCUAAAAAAAAAUAUAACCCGAAAACCGAUAUUGUCGAUAUUCGGAAAAAAUUUGAAAUUAUUCAAAAGCUUUAAUUUAUUGUAUGCUUCAUACAUUAACACAAAACUGUAAACUUCGAAAGAAACAAACGCAAAUUAGUAUGCUAGAACUGAGUACUUAAUCUUUUAUAUUUAGAGUAUGAUAUUAAUAUAAUUUUACAUGUAUCAAAUUUAAGUUAUGAAUAAUAAUAUUUAGAAUAAUUACUAUAUGCACGUGACUUGAAUGAUAAUAGAAUGAUUAUGCACGUGAAUUGUUCGUAUUUGAUGUAUUAUUGUAUUUAUGUAUAUCUACAAACAACAUGAUAAUAAUUAUUUUUAAACAAAUUGAAUAUUUAGAAUUAUUUCACAAAAAUAAUCUACCUUUUAUGUUUUUGAUUUAGCAUCUAUAUUAGCAAAGCUGUAAUAUUUUGAUAUACAAUUAUUGUUAUUAUUAUUAUUAGCAUGUUCAAUACAAUUAAUAUAUAGAACUUAGCUUAUACACAUAUUUCAGUAACAAAGUUUUUCCGAACUUGACGGUUUCGUACCAUAAAUGCCAGUUCAUUUAUAGUUGUUGAUAUUUCGUUUGUGAAGCCCUAGCAUCACAAAGCUAGCGUGUGCCCUAGCCAAGCAUAUUUCCGUACCUCUUUUUCCAUCGGUUUUUGACCUUUAGUGCGUUAAUUUGAUGUUAUUUUUUGGUAUCAAAUUCUUAAAAUUGUACGCAAACAUCUAUUUCAUUGUAACAGCUUUUGAUGCGUACCAGGUUUCACAUCAAUAUAGUGAAACGGAUUUGCCAAUUAUCUUUUUAUACCCAUCAUUAAUAGGUCCAAUUUGUGGGUUAAAGAAACGAUCUAAUCAGUACGAUUAGAUCGUUUCUGUUAAGGGUGUAUAGGACUUUAUUAAGCUGACUGUUAAGGCUUUUUUAAAAAGAUGUAUUGGUGCAAAGCAUUGCAUGACAGUUGUGGUAUGGUUUGGUUUCUAAGCGGGUAGAAAUAAUUCGUUCAGAUGUGUGUUUUCAGCUUAACAGAGCAUUUUUAGUUCUUGCUGAAAGGUAUAGAGCGAUUCUACCUAUAUUUGGUACUCUGUUAGCAGAGAAUAGUAGGAAGCAUUUCUCUACUUCCACUCCUGCGCACUUCACUCAAUUCAAUGUGUUUGAUGAUUAAGCGCUCUCAUUAAGCAACAAGUUGCGAGUAAUUACUACUUCGGUACAAUGUACGACGUAUUUGGUCAACGUAUUAGGGCACCGGUUGUUACUUUGUGUCGGUACUUAAAUCGUUUCUUCUCAGUAUGAGCAGGUGAUUGGCUAACGCCACUUUGUUCGAUGACAAGGUUGCUGUCUUAAAUGUAUAUAAUAUCAAGGAUUGUCUCACAUGUCUCCGAACCGAUUUUUGCGUGAUUAUAUCGCUAAGUACCCAUUUCCUCUUUAGUAGUAAGUACGUGAAGUGCCACGUAAAGGCAGAGGUUGACAGUUGAUCUGAGAGACUAUAGUAUGACGCAUCAAAAUCCAUAUCCCUCAAAUGAUGUGCUUAUAUAUUUUAAUAAUUGUCUUUUAAUAGCGCAUAUAGAUGAGUUGUCUUGAGGAAUGGGUCGGACGCCAUAGAGUAGGAUGAAUUAUUGUGGUAGUCGGUUUAGUUCACCAACGUUUUUAGAUCUUAUCGGUUCAUUAUGAUACCACUGCUGAACAAGGAAAACUAUGUACUUAUCCAAAAAUCUAAGUCCAUAAAGCACAAGAUAUUUUUAAUCAUAGUUAUUCUGAAUCACAUGGAAAUGGGAGUUUUCCCCUUUUCCCAAUGUUGCUAUUCUGAAUCAUAUGCGAAUGAAAAUUUUGUUCCCUAUUCCCAAAUCCUUUAUUCUGAAUCAUGUAGGAAUGGGAGUUUUUUCUCAAUUUUACACAAAAUUUUCGCAAGCAAAUUGUUUGGGAGAUAAGUUAAUAAAGUGUUAAAAAAAGUUUA